Messenger RNA from Salmo salar (Atlantic salmon), 2293 nucleotides. It is a transcript of the gene smtla, whose product is annotated as somatolactin alpha. The record is from RefSeq and is marked provisional. Gene Ontology annotation, molecular function: growth hormone receptor binding; growth hormone activity. Gene Ontology annotation, cellular component: extracellular region. Gene Ontology annotation, biological process: positive regulation of receptor signaling pathway via JAK-STAT; positive regulation of tyrosine phosphorylation of STAT protein; positive regulation of growth. Lineage: Eukaryota; Metazoa; Chordata; Actinopteri; Salmoniformes; Salmonidae.
AGACCACUGUCCUGACAGAAUGAACAUGCAAGUCAUGCAGAGUGUUGUGUGGGCAGUGCUACUCUGGCCCUGUCUGGUGUCCUUGGGUGUCCCUCUGGAGUGUAAGGACGAGCAGGGCAACAUCAUACUUUGUGCCUCCAUCUCCAAGGAGAAACUACUGGACCGGGUCAUCCAACACGCCGAGCUCAUCUACCGUGUCUCUGAGGAGUCCUGCACUCUGUUUGAGGAGAUGUUUGUCCCUUUCCCUAUGCGCUCCCAGAGGAACCAGGCAGGAUACACGUGCGCCACCAAGGCCUUCCCCAUCCCAGGCUCCAAAAGCGAAAUCCAGCAGAUCUCAGACAAGUGGCUCCUCCACUCUGUCCUAAUUCUGGUCCAGUCCUGGAUUGAGCCAUUGGUGUACCUGCAAACCACCUUGGAUCGCUAUGACAACGCCCCCGACACUCUACUCAAAAAGACCAAAUGGGUGUCAGAAAAACUCCUUAGUUUGGAGCAAGGAGUGGUGGUCCUCAUCAGGAAGAUGCUGGACGAUGAUAUGCUGACCACCUCCUACUACAAGCAGGGUGUGGCUCCGUACGACCUGCAGCCUGAGGUGCUGGAGUCAGUUCUGAGGGACUACACUCUGCUCAGUUGCUUCAAGAAGGACGCCCACAAGAUGGAGACCUUCCUCAAGCUCCUCAAGUGUCGCCAGACUGACAAAUACAGCUGUUUCCUUCGCUAGAGAACAACUAUUCCCACCCCAUUCAAACCCUACUAUUAUAUGGAAUAAACAAGACACUACCCCGCAUAAUAAGGCUAGCUUAAAAAAAAAUCCUCCCUGCUUCUGGUGCCCCCUUAUUUGCCUUAAACACAUAGUGAGGUCGACUGAUAUGACCACUGCCUUAGGGUGUCUUACCUCGUGCCUGGUUCAAUACAGUAUGUCAGCAACUGACUGUUUCCAAACAUUUUCGUAAGUGUAAUGGUUUGCCACUUUUUUAGAAAAGCUGCAUUUUAUAUUUUCCUCUAUAUUUGUUUUACUUGGCUAGGCGUUGCAGGGCCAUCCCAAAGGAUGAUUUGCAUCUUGCUAUGUCAAAAAAAGAGAAAAAAAAUUGCAUAUUUUCCCAUUGAUUCAAAUUUUCUUUGUUCUUAACUGGAGUUUGUAUUCCUCCCUGGUUCUGCAUUGUUUUUAUUAUUUCUGUUGCCCCUUGUGUAUUCGGAGAGAUUCUGUUCUUCUAGUUGAGCUGGCUUCACCUCUGCAUUAGUGAAAUGAAACACACUCAGUAGGAGACGGGAGUCAAAGGAAGAGCAGACGCUGCAGACAGAGAGAAGGUCUAGAGAUAUUCUGACAGGUAGAGAAGAGAUUAAAAAAAGUAGUAUUGAAAGAGGAAUUGGACAGGAGAGUAAAAAAAUUAAAAUGGUUUGUUGGACAGGAUAUGAAGUAGCAUUAUUUUUAAUUAUGCCCAUACCAGAUAGUGUUUAUCUCAAAUUUACACAGAGGUCAGAAUGAGGUGUUAAGAAAAGGACUAUUUUUAGAUUGAAAAAUACCUUGAUGAUGCUUGUAACUGGCAAGACCAAAAUAGGAAAAUGGACAAUCAAUGUGUCUUUGUUAUUUUAAAUGGAACAUUGCUGGAGGGUUAGCAUGAAACUGUUCCACUGGUCCUAUAGCAAUGCUUAGCAAAGAGUAGAGAUAUCCAUGUGCCAUAAACAAAUGAAAGGACAUAACCAUCAGUAACUGAAGAGAAGGGAAUUUUCUCUGAUCUGAAAUAUUGGCUUUGUGAGAAUGCAUUUGGUCAAAGAUAUGGUUCAAAAGAUAUGGUUUAAUUAACCUUCUUAGCUAUGACAGAGAAGCUAAAGGAAGUAUCAGGACAGACUAAUUACAAACUUGGACUAAAAGCUCCUGUAUGCAACCCAAAGGCACCAUUUUAAACACAUCUUCUAGAGUUUUUGUAUCCCCAUGGCAACACUGAUGGUCUGUUAUUAAGGGAAACAUUGCAAGGGUGGAAAGGGGUACACUGCCCAACCCCCCUGCGUUAUAACCCAUCGUCGUUCCUCCUAAUACUAAAGUAUAUCUGGUUUCAGGAAAAUUACUCACCUUUUCUGCUGUAAGAGCUCAAAGCUUCCCUAACAGUAACUAGGCAAUAUGUCAAAAUGUUCCCGUUUAUAAUGAAAAAUGUGUUCCUUGGAAAUGUCUCAGUUGUAAAAUUAUCUGUAGAUAAUAAUUAUGUGUAUUUCAAGCCACGUUAUCAAAAUACGGCUUUAGUAGAAAAGGCACAGCAUGUUUGUGAUUAUCAAUAAAGACAAUAGUUUGUGUUGUAAA